Molecule: messenger RNA, 2289 nt
Organism: Laetiporus sulphureus 93-53
Lineage: Eukaryota; Fungi; Basidiomycota; Agaricomycetes; Polyporales; Laetiporaceae
Product: MFS general substrate transporter
Exons: 7
Coding region: 146-1954 (602 amino acids)
Biological process (GO): transmembrane transport
Molecular function (GO): transmembrane transporter activity
Source: RefSeq, a predicted model, not a curated record
GCAGCCACUAUCCGCACCCCUUCUUCGUCUCCUCAUGUUUCAUUGUCUGGGCAGCUGCGCCGACAACCGCGCGACCCGGCCUUGUACCUGAGCGAACGUGUGGUGCUCCAUCUGCUUCUCAAAGCGCCAGCAGCCCCACUUCACCAUGGAGAAGAACAAGGCCUCAGACGAGGCGUCUUCGCGUAACCAGUCCCCCGCAUUGCCAGCAGACGCGUACAACGAAGAGGCAUACCACAUCAAUGGACACAAACGAAUUGUGGUGCUUAUCGCCCUCGGGCUGGUCCUCUUCAUCUCAGCGUUGGACUCGACUAUAGUGUCGGUCGCGUUGUCCGUCAUCGGUUCCGACUUCAACGACUAUUCACGAUCUAGCUGGAUUGUUACCGCGUACCUCAUUACUUACACAGCAUUCCUUCCUAUUGUAUCGAAAUUCACCGACAUUCUGGGACGUAGGCCCGUUCUUGUGUUUUCAACGAUCUUCUUCAUGAUCUGGUCUGGAGCAUGCGGUGGCGCAAAGACCAUGAAUCAGCUCAUUGUCUUCCGCGCAAUGCAAGGCAUCGGAGGUUCCGCUAUCUACUCUGCUGUCAUCGUUACCUUAAGUACCUUUGUCUCCAAGCAAGAGGUAGCCAAGUACACUCCGAUGAUCGGCGUUGUGUACGCUUUGAGUAGCGUAGCUGGCCCUCUGGUAGGAGGAGCUAUUGUGUCGCACACUCACUGGGGCUGGAUCUUCUUCGUGAAUCUACCCAUUGGGUUCGUUGGGACAAUCCUCCUGCUGUAUGGACUGUCGGAUCCCUAUCGCGAUCAGCUAAAUUGGCGUUCGGUCUCUCGACGUGUUGAUUGGAUUGGAAGUUUCUUGCUCCUUGCAAGUAGUGUCCUCCUGUGCUUCGGUCUGCAAGUAGGUGGAACGAAGGGCUAUCCUUGGGUAUCUGCGAAGGUCCUCGCUCCACUCAUCAUCUCGGGCUGUAUAGUCCCCGGGUUUAUCUACUUCGAGACCCGCCAUCCAGAGCCUCUUGUCCCAUUGCGGCUAUUCCGUAUUCGCAACUUUGCAUUCAUCAUUCUCUUCACGCUGUGCCUCGGUGCUGGCUUUUUCACUGUGAUAAUCUACCUCCCGCAACGGAUGGAAAUUGUCAACCUUCUCUCUGCCAUCACUUCUGGCGUACGCAUGCUCCCUCAGCUUAUGCUGGUUGGCGUCGUCUCCUUCAUAUCUGGUGCAAUAGUCAUGAUCACCCGCCGCUACCUUGUCCUGAUGUGGUUCUCAUCCUGCGUCGGUGCCAUCGGGUGUGGUCUCCUUACCACCCUGACCGCGCAGACCCGCUUCUCGCAGCAAUACGGCUUCGAGGCGCUCAUCGGCUUCUCAGUUGGCAUCACUAUCCCCGUAUCCACAAUGAUCGUGCAGUUCUCCACGGACCGUCCGGAUCUGGCCUCCGCGACAGGCUUUCAGUCGUUCGCGCGCCAACUCGGCUCAGUCGUCGCCAUCUCCAUCUCCACCGCGGUUCUCAACAGCCGCGUGGAGGCGAAACUGAACAUGCUCGAGGGUACGGAUAGCCCGUUGGCUAGUGCGGCGCUCCGGGAGGCUAUCCUGGAGGACCCGACGGGUGUGAUGAGCGAGUUGAGCGCGUCGGCACGCGAAUAUGUGCAGGCGGCAUAUAGCGACGGGUUCUCGAAGGUGUUUCUUGCGGGAGCAGUGUGGCUGGCGGUGAGUGCGCUGGCGACGUUUGCGCUGGAGCAUAAGCUUCCUCCGGAGCUUGAACGGAAGAAGCCGGUCGUGGGAGUAGCAGAGAGCAAGGGUCCUGAAGGCGAGACGGUAGUUGAUGUUGACGUGCCAUCUCAAGAGAAGUCUGCAGACGUCAAAGGGCAGCAAGAGGCUACUCAGCCGAUGACGGUCGAGUCUAAGAUAGAUCCCAUGCAAGGCGGAUCGGGCUCCGUCGAUCAAGGAGCUGCAGAUGGUAGAGUCUGAGUCGAUUCAAGUUUGUAUAUCGCACUUAAGGUGACAUCUCUUUUGGGAGGUGACGUCUACUAUGGAUGUAUCUUCUUGCAAUGGUCAACAUCUUUAGGAGCUCGACCUUUUGUGACGAUGAAGUAGAUAUCUAUGCCGCUGUCUUCGUGAGUAGUUUACCCAUUCUGCUUUCGCCGCUGUGAAUCCUGUUUCGCCUCCGAUCUGUUCAACGAUGGACUUCUUGUUAACGUAGCGCUCUUCAACGUAAUGUUGAUACACUCCUUUGUUUACGCGAUUGACGCAUGACUUGACGGACCCCACGGCUCAAUAGAAACUCUGAUACGAUAAUUUCGUGC